Ixodes scapularis (black-legged tick) is the source of this 5157-nucleotide messenger RNA. RefSeq names its product solute carrier family 35 member F2. Lineage: Eukaryota; Metazoa; Arthropoda; Arachnida; Ixodida; Ixodidae. Gene Ontology annotation, biological process: transmembrane transport. Gene Ontology annotation, molecular function: transmembrane transporter activity. Gene Ontology annotation, cellular component: membrane. The record is from RefSeq and is a predicted model, not a curated record.
GGAGCUAUGGAAGGCCUUGUUGUUGGGCCAGGUGCUGUCGGGGCUUCUGUGUGCCACGGGCGUGACCAGCCAGCUGCUCCAGUCACAGCACGGCCUGGAGAUACCCACGGCGCAGAGCUUCGUGAACUACGUUCUCCUGUGCGCCGUGUUCACGACGUGGCUGGCGUGCCGGGGCGGAGACGCCGGGCUCAUCCCCGUGCUCCGGGCCCGGGGCCUGCGCUACUUCAUGGUGGCCCUGGUCGACGUGGAGGCCAACUACCUGCUCGUCAAGGCCUAUCAGUACACCACCCUCACCAGCAUACAGCUGCUGGACUGCUUCAGCAUUCCCGUGGUGCUGGCGCUGUCCUGGCUGGCGCUCAAGGUGCGCUACCAGCUGGUGCACGUGCUCGGCGUCAGCGUGUCCCUGCUGGGCGUCGGCUGCCUGGUGUGGGCGGACGCCCACGAGGCCGCCGACGCGUCCAACCGCCUGCUGGGCGACAUGUUGUGCCUGGCCGGGGCCGCCCUGUACGGCGUCUCCAACACGGCCCAGGAGGCCUCGGUCAAGCUCUUCGGUGCCGUAGAGUUCCUCGGAGCCCUGGGGCUCUUCGGGAGCGUCAUCAACGGCAUCCAGCUAGCGCUGCUCGAGAAAGAACAGGUGGGUGAAAUCCACUGGGACAACUGGCAGGAAGUGUCCCUGCUGCUGGGCUUCUCGCUAAGCUUGUUCCUCCUGUACCUGCUGAUGCCCGUGGUGAUGCGGCUAUCCAGCGCCACAGCCGCGAACCUCUCAAUCCUAUCCGCUGACUUCUAUUCGCUCCUCAUAGGCGUCUACGUCUUCCACUACAAGUUUCACUGGCUCUAUUUGGUGUCUUUCGGCCUGGUCAUCGCCGGCGUGGCGCUCUACUCUGCCAAGCCCACCCCGCUAGGACUGCGGCGCUCCCAGGACUCGGACCCGGCGCUAUCGUUCACCACGGGCACCGUGAACGGCUCGCAGUACGGGCCGCUGCCCGUGAUGGCAUCCGAUGGCACGGGCCCCCUGCUGUCGGUUUCCCACGCGGUCAGCGUCCACACGUUCGGCACGGAGUCAAGUCCUAAGCCUAACGGAGCGCCUGUCUGCGCCUCCUGAUGCAGCGCGGGGCAGCGCCGUCCCGUGUCUGUGACCUUUGCUCAAGGACUAUUCAACCGCGUCGACACUGCCACCUCGCCAGCACGUUGACCACCGGUCGUUGCAUGUUUUCAUGUUUUUGGGAGGUGCCUGUUUGAGGCCCGGUUUGGCCGAAAAGUAGAGCAAUUUAGGUGUCCCUUUGGAGACGAUUGGAACAAUGUACUGCAUGUUAAGAGGUGUCCAGAACAGUUCAGUUUGGUUUUGUGGACAGUCAGAGUCUGAAAUACUUGUUGUGUAUGCUGUCUUUUGUAUAUGUUUAUAGUCCGCUGCAACUCAAGAAGGUAUGGCGAGAGAAAGAAAGGCCGGGUAGGAGGAUGCAGACGGAUCGCUGAAGAGGAGAGGGGAAAACCUCCUUUUCUCUUUAGCGUUUCGUCUGCUUCCUCCUCACCGGCCUUCCUUUCCCUCGCCCUGCCUUCUUGAAUUGCAACGGACGAUAGUUUCCCAAACGGAAUGAACAAAAAGGAAACAAAAAACUGUACCUGUGGAUUCAAAAUCUCACUGCACAUACUUUUUGAUCACUUUGUGCUUUAUUUGGUAUAGCCAAUAUUUUAGUUGUUGAGAUGUGUUAGUUUUCUUUGCGACUGAUUUGUAUGUACCAUGAUUUUUUUUUAUUCUGACGAGGGAACCUAAUAGUCACAAAAUGAAUUAGUGAUGAAUGCCGUUUAUUUCUGAUGCCGUUGAACUUAACGUGGGGACCGUAGCGGGGAGACAAGUAGUAAUGCGAAAUGAAACUCGAUUACCCAAUUUUAAAGGCUAGCUUAAAACAAAAACUAUUUAACUUGUAAAACAUCGGUUAUGGGUAUUACAAGCAGUCCCACUACAAGCAAUGAUACCGUGAUUACAGCUUUAAUUUUGAAACUACAUAGCAGUCGUGGAAAGAUAACUAGACUUAUACCCAUUCCUUUCUUAGGUUGCAACACAAAAUAAGAUAAAAAUUGCAUACACACUAUGUUAAUUGCGAAGAACCCGUUAAAUAACUGGAUAAAUGGCCGAGGCUAAAAUGUGUUUUUUUUUCUUCAAUUGAAACACAUUUCAGCAAAUGGGUCAGUAAAACAGUCAUGUAUUUAAGUGCAUUUAAAGUGGACUGAAGUGUCUUGUCUUGAUGACUUCGAGAUGGCUUCGCACAUGACUUAAACCGGGAUAGAUGAUAAUGACACGUUCAGGAAAUUAACGGAUCGGAGUGUUUUAAGCUGAGUAAAUGAGAAUAAUGAAGUUAGAUAGUCGACUAAUCAAACAUACAUGCACCAAGGAGUUGUAGGGAAUAAAAGUAUAUGUUUGGGGGUCUCUGGAAGAAUUUUAGAUGCAAGACAGGCGUAAUUUAAAUAAGCGUAUUUAAUCAGAAUGUGAUUAAUCACUGACUUCAGAGUCUUGAAGUAUGUUUAGUAGUUUGCUAACAAAUGUCUUUCUGAUAAUUGAGGCAUAUUUGCAUGUAUCACAAUAUAAUCAAGUCUAAAUCGUGUCAGUGCAUAUCCUCUUCAUGACAAGAUUUAACAUUGUAAGCAGAAAUCGAUCAUUGGCAAAGAUUUAUAUUUUAUAAACUGCAGAUUAAGGAAUAUUAUUAUGGAUUAAUAAGCAGGACAGGCGUUGCCAGUUGCGGUCCCUGACGAAUGUGAAAAUUCACCUAUCAUGUCCAUACAGCAUUAACUUCUACGAAUUUGUUUCGUGGAAGCUAAAGCUGCCGGAAUUGGUUAGCUACAUAGUUGUUAUUGAAGUAGUUGUUCAAUUUAAUGGGGAGUUCAAAUUGGGGUCACCUUAUCGGGCACUCUCGUGCAAUCAAUAGAAGGUUAUCUGAAGUAGAAAUGUAUGUUGUACUGCCAGUUCAAAGUAUCGGAUUUUCUUAACGCUCCAACGUAAGUGGGGCAUCUAAAAAGUGAUUCGUUCUAUCGUGUCUAGACCCUGAAAUGAGAAAUUUCGAGAAAAUGUGAACGAUCUCUCUGCCAUCUGAGCCAGUUUCCGUCACAUAACGUCAUUAUUUCAGUCGAACAAGUAACUAUCUUGCAUCUCCCAGUCUCCAUUUGAAUCCCGGAUAAAAGCUCACCGGACAAAAGCUCAUCGGGCAGAAGCUCACCGGACAAAAGCUCACCGUACAAAAGCUCACCCAUUUUCUAACAGACCCGGACAAAAGCUCACCAGGAAAACAUUUCAAGUUGGUCUUAUAGAGAACCCAAGUUUAGAGAAAAAGGCGAUGAGCCUCCUUUUAGCGAAUUCGGCAACUGCGAAGCGGCGUGUACGGAUAAGUCAGGUGAGUUAACAUUUUUGUAAUGAGCCGCCGCAGACUGCAGCAGGGGUUUGGGUUAACACGCGCAACAGUGAUACACGCGCGAAGUAGAAAAGCCUUUUUUUAAAUGGCGUCCCCAUUUCGAUUAACGGCAUAUAUCUAAACUGUGGCUCUUCUUUCUCUGAACCGUGCUUCAAUGAAACGUGCCCGUUCUCUAAAACAUGUUUCGACGAAAUGGCAUUCGAGCAACCGUAGUAAACCCUUGCGCGGGAUGGGGUACAAGUUCACCAAAAAAUGGUCCAAUAUCCAUCGUGUCCGCAUUUUAUUUCAGCCCGUGUUUAGCCCGAGUAGCGAGAAAAAAUGAGGUGAGCUUUUGUCCGGGUUUGUGAAAAAACGGGUGAGCUUUUGUCCGGUGAGCUUCUGUCCGGUGAGCUUUUGUCCGGUGAGCUUUUGUCCGGUAACCUCUUCAUUUAGGGGCCGUUUGGCUAAUUUCGUAACAGCCUUUCUGCAUCACGAAGGACAAAGGAGCUUCAAAAUGAUAUGAAACGCUGUAUGAAUUAUUACGAGCGAGCUUGCCGGCUGUGGACGACAAAAUGUGAGCUGCUCAGAAUUGGAGCAAUGCACAGCUAAGGUUCGUGCCUUAUCUGGAACUUCUUUUUUUUUUUUAUGUACAGAAACUUUAUGGAGGGACAAAUUCAGAUUUUCUUUUUUAGGGCAAUGCUUGGAGUUUUAUUUAACUUCAUUGGAAGAUGCUGCAAGUUAAAAAAAAAAAAACGUAGCUUAAGGUGCAUUCUUAAUUAGUCGAUUUUGGGCUUCAAAGAACGUUACAUCUGUUGCAAGCUAUGUCCUUUUUUUUUUUUUUUUUGAGCGGAAAAAUUUUACAAAAGUAGAUAAGUCAAAAGAAAGUAAAUUUUAAAGCUAUUUUUCAAUAUUUUAUAGUUUGCUGCGCUUGUUUCACAGGUUUCUUUUUAUUUUGCUUUUGAACCCGAUGUUUUCUUAGGCAGUUUUGUUGUAAAGCUGCUGCAUAGCGUAUUCGUUGAAGUAGUUGAAUGUAGCUGUGUCAUUUUUGUGCGGAUCAAAUCUCUGAUGUGUGACAAAAUUGCUAAUUUCGUUUUUAAUUGGGUUUUAUUCUGUUUAUAUUUGGCAUUUUGUUUGGGACAUUAACCAGAUUAAAUUCCAAAUGUAAAAAAAAUAUACUCUCCGUUUAUUUUUAUAUUGGUUUUCUAAUGAUUUCCAUUACCUUGGGAAUCAUUAGUUAGGGAAGAAGCUCAGGUGGCGUCCUAAAUAACACUGACGGCGUGGCCUUGGAUGUGUCUUUUUUUAAUUAUUCGUAGUUGUCUCUGCAUCAUUUUUCAACCCACAGAGAUAAAUUUAAGGUGUGUUAACUCGCAUAUUCCGUGCGCGUAUUAAUCCAACCUAUUGGGCAAACUUGCGACAUUGUCAUUCGUUUGUACGCUUUGCUAGAGCCGGCAGCUUAAUGGUUGCGUGCGUACAGAGCGCGACACUGUUAGCGCGAACAAAAACCGUCAUAAAAACGAAUACGGUGGUGGGUCGGGCUCAUUUAGGCUAAGAGGUAAAAAAAAAAUGAUGCCCGUAUUCUUACCCUUUCUAACAAAUUCCAAAAAAGCGCGUGUGCGUGCUAGCAGUGUACCGGAACCUGUGCAUUGAUAAGACGUGCUCAUGAAAUUCUACACCGAAUUGUACAGCCGAACACUUGUUGUGAACGCACUUUUCUACUUACAGAGUGCUGUUCUGAAACCAUGGAUGAGCUCUUUUACAAUAAUAAAUCAUUUAUAAC